AUGGAUUUAACGGUACUAAAUGAACAGCAACUUCAAGAAUUUGUUCGAAUUGUUGCAGAAGAUUUCAAAAUUAAAUAUGAAACGUUGCAACGACUACACCUUAAGGAAAAAGAAAUUAUUGAACUUACUAUGAAAGCAGCCAAAAAUUUGCCAAACUACAGUGAUAAUAAUUGUUCACAAUCAAUUGGUAUAUUUGGUAAUUUGACUAUUUCAUCAAAUCGAUGCAAUCAAUGUUGCUGUGUCAAUAAAGAUGCAUUAUGCAAAUUAUGCAUUAUUAGAAGUUGUGUGGAACGGAAACGCAAGGAAUGGUUAAUUUUGUGUCCAUUUAAGAAUGUACAAUUUGGACAAGCUAAGUAUUUAUGCAAAUGUCCAUGCAUUAAUGAUAAUGAAGCAUGGUAUCUUCGAGCUAUAUUGGAAUUACAUAUCGAUUACAAAUUGGGUGCACAAAUUGAUAAAACAAAU
This is a messenger RNA of Loa loa (African eye worm), 462 nucleotides long. RefSeq lists its product as hypothetical. The record is from RefSeq and is a predicted model, not a curated record. NCBI's taxonomy places the organism in Eukaryota, Metazoa, Nematoda, Chromadorea, Rhabditida, Onchocercidae. The annotation marks the transcript as partial. The transcript has 4 exons.